Molecule: messenger RNA, 1006 nt
Organism: Tripterygium wilfordii
Lineage: Eukaryota; Viridiplantae; Streptophyta; Magnoliopsida; Celastrales; Celastraceae
Product: mitochondrial import inner membrane translocase subunit TIM22-4-like
Exons: 4
Coding region: 160-666 (168 amino acids)
Biological process (GO): protein insertion into mitochondrial inner membrane
Cellular component (GO): TIM22 mitochondrial import inner membrane insertion complex
Molecular function (GO): transmembrane protein transporter activity
Source: RefSeq, a predicted model, not a curated record
GUCUCGCUUCAAUGCCGUGGCGACUACGCUCCAAAGCCGCUUUGCUUAUAAGGGGUUUCCCCCUUCCCUGCCCCUCCGUCGUUGAUUGCUGCCCUUCUCUAAUUCUUCCAUUUCCUAGUUGUUCAUUUAUCACUUUUGGAUUCGAGUUGCUGUUAUACAAUGGCUACCGAUUCAGGCGCUGAAUCUGGGAAUGGUUCGAAGGAGCCAGAGAAGUCCAAGAUUGAGCCUUUUAGAAUGCCCUCGGCUGAGGAGAUCCGCGCCCAAGAAGUUUGGAACAACUGUGCUGUUCGCAGUGUUGUCAGCGGAGUCAUGGGAGGUGGGCUCGGGCUAUUCAUGGGUUUGUUCCUCGGUGCACUUGAUAAUCAUCCUACAAUGCAUGAUGAAAUGACUGGUAGGCAGCAAUUUAUUUACACUGCCAAGCAGAUGGGACAAAGGAGCUGGGGUUCAGCCAAGGCAUUUGCUGUCAUGGGCCUAGUUUUCUCAGCUACAGAGUGUGUUGUUGAGAAGGCUCGGGCAAAACAUGACAUGACAAAUACAGUUGUUGCUGGUUGCAUAACUGGAGGUGUAAUGUCGGCAAAAGGCGGCCCACAAGCAGCCUGUGUUGGUUGUGCUGGCUUUGCAGCUUUCUCGGUUCUGAUAGAAAAGUUCUUAGAUAGACAUAGUUAAGCGGAAACCCAGAGUUUCAGUUUUGCAAAUUCCACGUUAUAGUUUGGACAAGGAGUAGUAGCUGCCCUGCUAAAUUCAUCGUAGUACCAUCCUCGCUCAAAUUGAGUUCAUCGCCAAGAAAGAAGAUAGAAGUUGUACUAUUUAAUUCCUCCAUAUACCACAGUACUAUUAGGACGCAUAUUCUUUUGUAAUUUCCCAUAGAGGUGGUGAUUGGAUCGUUCGAUCCAUCUGACCUUUAGAUGAAUAUGUAAUAGCAAGCUUUUUUGGCUAGUUGAAUUUGAGUGUGAAUGAUGACCGAUUAUUCUAUCUUUCAUAAUGAAGAAUCGGGAUGUAAUGUCAA